Molecule: messenger RNA, 1323 nt
Organism: Dictyostelium discoideum AX4
Lineage: Eukaryota; Evosea; Eumycetozoa; Dictyosteliales; Dictyosteliaceae
Gene: fscD
Product: G-protein-coupled receptor family protein
Exons: 2
Coding region: 1-1323 (440 amino acids)
Biological process (GO): cell surface receptor signaling pathway
Cellular component (GO): membrane
Molecular function (GO): transmembrane signaling receptor activity
Source: RefSeq, a predicted model, not a curated record
AUGUUUAUUAUCCUAAAAUUUUUAAUAUCGUUUUUCCUAAUUUGUAAUUUUUUUAAUUAUAAUGAUCAUUUUGCAUCUGGUCAAACAUUACCUCCUGGAUUUUGUCCUUCGCCAUUAAUAUAUAGAAAUUCAACUAAUAGACAAAAUGAUAUUGAAAAUGGUUAUCUGUUUAUUGGUCAAACAAAUUGUACUUCACCAUGUCCAAGUUUAAUAUUUUCAGAAAAUGAAUGGCAUAGAGUUUAUAAUAUGUCAUUAAUAGCAGGAACAAUUUCAAUGUUUGCAUUGAUAUUUUUAAUUAUUACAUAUAGUCCAUUAGUAAAUAAAUAUAAUGGGUAUACAAGACAUACUGUUGGAAUUUUAUUUUUAUUUUGUGGUAUAUUCUUAACGGUUACUACGGAUGGUAGACAACUUUGGGAUAUUGAUUUAGGAUUUGAAAAAUAUUGUCCGGAACCUGGAAGAUUUGCAAGACAAUCAGAUACAAAAUGCUUAGUUACUGCAAUUUUCUUUCAAUAUGGCUGUGUUACUUCAAUAUUAUGGUGGGCUGCAAUAUCGGUUGAUUUAUGGAUGACAAUAAGAAAAGUGAAAAUUUCAAAACUCCAAUUCAUAACUUAUGCUGUGAUUUUGAAUAUAAUUACAUUAAUUUUAACAUUUGCUCCAAUUGCAUCAAAACAAUAUGGAUAUGGUGAAGCGGCAAUUGGCUGUUGGUUAAUGGAUUUGAAAUAUCAAGUUGGUUAUUUUUGGGCACCUGUUGGAUUUUGUUUAUGUGUUGGUUGUGUUAGUAUUGUAUUGAUUAUUAGAGAGAUUUACAAAGUUUCGGAUGCCAUUAAAAAGAAAUUAUUAGCAAAACAUUUGAAACCAUUAAUGUUAAUCAUUUUAAUGUUAUCAGAAUUUAUUUAUAUGUUUAUUUUCUAUUCAUAUACAACUUCACGUAGAGGUCAUUAUCAUGAUGUCGUUGAAAAGUAUAUCCGAUGUUUAUUUAUUAACGCUUCAAAUCCAUCAAUUUGUGAGGUUGAUGUAUCAAUUUCAUCACCCGCUCAUUUUUUCUUUCAUUUUUGUAUGAGAUUAAUGGGUAUUGAGGGUUUGAUUUUCUUUGGUUUUACAAGACAAACUAAAAGAAUAUGGUUAAGAUCAUUUUGGCUUAAUAAUAGUUUCAUUAAGAAAUUAAUACCAUCACUUUCCUCUAUAUCCAGUGAUGAGAAAACUUCAAACUCAAGUCAUAGAACUACUAGGGGUUGUAGGGAAACUGAAUUUGGUGAAUCGAUCGAACAAUCAAAUGAUCCAGAACAUUUUAUCGAGUUAUCAGGAGUAGAUUCAAAAAAUUAA